Messenger RNA from Triticum urartu, 1013 nucleotides. The record is from RefSeq and is a predicted model, not a curated record. Lineage: Eukaryota; Viridiplantae; Streptophyta; Magnoliopsida; Poales; Poaceae.
UCUCUCUCUCCACUUCCAAAACCGCCCAGCUCUUCACAGGCGGCGCCUUGCAGCGAGAUGGAUCUGACGCAGGUGCUGCCGGAGGAAAUACUCGCCGACGUGCUCCGCCGCGUCGCGCCGCGCGGCCUUGCCGUGUGCCGCUGCGCCUGCAAGGCCCUGCUCGCCGUCAUCGACGCCCGCCGCCUGCUGCGCGGGGACCUCCUCCCGCUCUCCGUCGGCGGCGUAUUCAUCAAUUUCUACUGCGAACGUGUGUCGGAGUUCUUCGCCAGUCCCUCCACCGGCCCCACCAUCUCCGGCAGGUUCGACUUCCACCCAUACUGGAUUAUGAUCGCCCUGUUCUUGGCCCAUGGGUCUUACAAGAUAUUAACUAUAAUGGGUAUCUCAAAGAGAGAAAGGAUCUCAUUGAAGGUGGCGAAGAUACAGAAUACAUGGAAUACCUAAAAGAAAACAAAUUAGAGUUAAACUCCGGCAAGGAACAGCUAGUGGAAGAAAAGUUUGAAUGGGACUCCGAAAAUGACAACAUACUUCAUAAGGAAGAUGUGGUUGAUGCUCGUGGCAAUGGAUACUUUGAUAUCCUUGGAUUCCAUCCAUAUAAAGAAAUUGCCUUUCUGGGUGUAUCAAUGUACAGAGGAAUUGCCUAUCAUUUGAAAUAUUCGAAGGUUCAGGACCUUGGCUACUUAUACCCAACAACUUGUCAUUUGGCAUUGCAGAACGAGUGUUUCAUAACCGUGUCAUUUCCAUAUACACCUUGUUUGACAGGGUACCGGUAAGCAAUUAACAAGAAUGUACAAGGGCAUCUUAGAGACUGGUAUGCUGGUUUUUUUUUUUUUUUGACGGGUAACUGGUAUGCUGGUUGGAACCCAAUUGUACAAGAAUGUACAAUGGCCCAAUCAUGUUUAAGGCCUUGUUCAUUUUUAUUUAGCACUGGAUUUAUACUUAUCCAAUGAAGUGUCCAUAUUUUCCAUGUCGGUUCUAAGAACAUGUGACGUAACAGUGUAUCAUCAGAAAAUGGA